AUGACGCGUGUGAGUAACUGCGCCGAUCAGAGCUAUAUUCCCGUCAAGAUGAAGGAGGCGGUGCUUUUCUUCGCGUACGAGAACCCGGUGAUCGCGGCGCUUGAGUGCCUUGUGUGCAAGUUGCACCUGGAGGAAUCUUGCCUGAGCUGUCGCGAGAAGGGAAGGGCCGUGGAGGACUGCCCCGUGGUGCGUGGGACAUGUGAGCAUACCUUUCACGAGCACUGCAUAAAAAGUUGGUGCCUUCAGCGGGGAGAGUGCCCGGUUUGCUUUAACGUGUGGGUUCCCGCAAGUUACAUCCAACGUUCAUGA
Trypanosoma conorhini is the source of this 309-nucleotide messenger RNA. RefSeq lists its product as uncharacterized. The transcript has a single exon. Gene Ontology annotation, molecular function: ubiquitin protein ligase activity; cullin family protein binding; zinc ion binding. Gene Ontology annotation, biological process: protein ubiquitination; positive regulation of mitotic metaphase/anaphase transition; ubiquitin-dependent protein catabolic process. Gene Ontology annotation, cellular component: nucleus; anaphase-promoting complex. The record is from RefSeq and is a predicted model, not a curated record. NCBI's taxonomy places the organism in Eukaryota, Euglenozoa, Kinetoplastea, Trypanosomatida, Trypanosomatidae. The coding region runs from base 1 to 309 and encodes 102 amino acids.